Molecule: messenger RNA, 2455 nt
Organism: Mauremys reevesii (Reeves's turtle)
Lineage: Eukaryota; Metazoa; Chordata; Testudines; Geoemydidae
Gene: OSBPL9
Product: oxysterol binding protein like 9
Exons: 24
Coding region: 213-2429 (738 amino acids)
Cellular component (GO): membrane; cytosol; intracellular membrane-bounded organelle
Molecular function (GO): sterol binding
Source: RefSeq, a predicted model, not a curated record
UUUUGUUGGCUGCUUGGCCCCGCCCCCCUCUGCGUGAGCAAGCCCCGCCCCCGACUGUGUCUCUUGCUCUCCCGGCGGCCCCUCCCAUCUGUUUGUUUAGUCCCUGUUCCCUUCUCCCCUCUCGCUGCGUGCCCGGCCCCAGCCCGCUCGCACCGCUGUCUCCCCCGUCCCCGCCGAGCCUCCGGCUCUGUGGUGCCGGGCUGGCGCCCAAGAUGGCGUCCAUCAUGGAGGGGCCGCUGAGCAAAUGGACCAACGUGAUGAAGGGCUGGCAGUACCGCUGGUUCGUGCUGGACUAUAACGCGGGGCUGCUCUCCUACUACACGUCGAAGGACAAAAUGAUGAGAGGAUCACGAAGAGGGUGUGUUCGACUCAGAGGAGCUGUGAUUGGUAUAGACGAUGAGGACGACAGUACCUUCACAAUAACUGUUGAUCAGAAAACCUUCCAUUUCCAGGCUCGAGAUGCUGAUGAGAGAGAGAAGUGGAUUCAUGCUUUAGAGGAAACAAUUCUCCGUCAUACUCUUCAGCUUCAGGGUGUGGAUUCAGGAUUUGUUCCCAGUGUUCAGGAUUUUGAUAAGAAACUUACAGAGGCUGAUGCUUAUUUGCAGAUCUUGAUAGACCAAUUAAAGCUAUUUGAUGAGAAGCUUCAGCACUGCAUAGAUGAUGAACAGAGAAAAAAAAUUGAAAAUCUCAAAGAAACAACCAAUAGUAUGGUAGAAUCAAUAAAACACUGCAUUGUGUUGCUGCAGAUUGCUAAAGACCAAAGUAAUGAGGAGAAGCACGCAGAUGGACUUAUAAGUACUAUUAACCCUGUUGAUGCAGUAUAUCAGCCUAGUCCUUUGGAACCUACAGUGAUCACUACAAUGCCCACCCAGACUGUCUUACCUCCAGAGUCUGCUCAGUCGUUGAAAUCAGAGCAGCGACCUUCGUCCUUGGCAGUUGGGCCUGUAGUAACAUCACUAGGAAACCAUCAGAUUCCAACACCAAAUAGUACAGGAAGUGGGCAGUCGGCACCCAGCAGCAGUUUAACCUCUCCGAGCCACGUCAAUCUGUCUCCAAAUACAGUUCCAGAUUUUUCUUACUCCAGCAGUGAAGAUGAGUUCUAUGAUGCUGAUGAAUUCUAUCAGAACAGUUCUUCCCCAAAGCGAUGCAUUGACUCCUCAGGAUCUGCAGCAGUCCUGACUCGCAGCAGCACAGGAAGUAGUUUGAAACGCCCAGACACCACAGAAUCCCUUAAUUCUUCCAUGUCUAAUGGGACAAAUGAUGCUGAUCUCUUUGAUCCUCUUGAUGAUAGAGAUGAUGAUGGUGAAGGAGAGUCAGUGGAAGAACAUAAGAGUGUUAUUAUGCAUCUUUUAUCACAGGUUAGACUAGGAAUGGAUCUAACAAAGGUGGUUCUCCCAACUUUUAUUCUGGAAAGAAGAUCACUUUUGGAAAUGUAUGCUGACUUUUUUGCACAUCCAGACUUAUUUGUGAGUAUUAGUGACCAAAAGGAUCCAAAGGACCGAAUGGUUCAAGUGGUUAGAUGGUACCUCUCAGCUUUUCAUGCGGGAAGGAAAGGAUCUGUUGCAAAAAAGCCUUACAAUCCCAUUUUGGGUGAGAUCUUCCGGUGUCAUUGGAUAUUACCAAAUGCUGAAAAUGAAGAUAAUAUGGAGCCUGUUUCAGAGGGACCAAUUCCUUGGGUUACCAAAAACAGUGUAACGUUUGUAGCAGAGCAGGUCUCUCACCACCCUCCAAUUUCAGCGUUUUAUGCCGAGUGUUUUAGCAAGAGAAUACAAUUCAAUGCUCACAUCUGGACCAAGUCAAAAUUCUUAGGGAUGUCUAUUGGUGUUCAUAAUAUAGGGCAAGGUUGUGUGACAUGCCUAGAUUAUGAUGAGCACUAUAUUUUGACUUUCCCCAAUGGUUAUGGAAGAUCUAUUCUCACAGUGCCAUGGAUAGAACUGGGUGGAGAAUGCAGUAUUAGUUGCUCAAAAACAGGCUACAAUGCUAGUAUCAUCUUCCACACAAAACCUUUCUAUGGAGGAAAGAAACAUAGAAUUACAGCUGAAAUUUUUUCGCCUAAUGACAAGAAAUCCUUCUGCUCAAUUGAAGGUGAAUGGAAUGGUGUCAUGUAUGCAAAAUAUGCAACAGGGGAGAGUGUAGUCUUUAUAGAUACCAAGAAAAUGCCUACAAUUAAGAAGAAGGUGAAGAAACUGGAAGACCAAGAGGAAUAUGAAUCCCGCUGCCUAUGGAAAGAUGUAACUUACAACUUAAAAAUCAGAGACAUUGAUGCAGCCACAGAUGCAAAGCACAGACUGGAAGAAAGACAAAGAGCUGAAGCUAGAGCCAGAAAGGAGAAUGAGACAUCAUGGGAAACAAGGUUAUUCCAUGAAGAUGGAGAAUGUUGGGUUUAUGAUGAACCACUAUUGAAACGACUUGCUGCCACUAAACAUUAAGUGGUUAUAAAAACCUAAAACAUUCA